Myotis myotis is the source of this 1789-nucleotide messenger RNA. RefSeq names its product ceramide synthase 4 (gene CERS4). The coding region runs from base 497 to 1696 and encodes 399 amino acids. Gene Ontology annotation, biological process: ceramide biosynthetic process. Lineage: Eukaryota; Metazoa; Chordata; Mammalia; Chiroptera; Vespertilionidae. Gene Ontology annotation, molecular function: sphingosine N-acyltransferase activity; DNA binding. Gene Ontology annotation, cellular component: membrane. The record is from RefSeq and is a predicted model, not a curated record. The transcript is spliced from 11 exons.
GCCCGGCCCCCACGUGACUCAGUUCGGCCCCCCAGCGCCCUGCCCGGACGGCCUCUUGGGGCUUCCCAUCUGGUCCCAGGCCCGGGCUGCCUCCCCGAGAGAGCCCUGCUCCCUGGAGGGCCCCGGCGCCGCGCGCUCCCGGGGAUGCGGCUGCGACGCGGGCGGGAAGGACUGGGGCAGCCUGGCACCGUGACGCCAGGGAAUCGCUGUGGACGCGGGGAGCGCUGCGCGAGUGUCGGUCCCUCACCCGCGAACCCAUCCGGAGCGACUCCCGGGUGCCCCCGACGUGCCCGAGUUGGGGGUGCAGCCGGGGCCGCAGAGGCUGCUAGGAGCCGCGUAAACAGAAACCGACCGUUCCAGCCCCUGCUGAGUGCGGGGAAGACUACGCAUCAGGCGAUGGGAUGAACUUGAGGUUCAGAGAGAUCGAGUCAUUUGUCUGAAGACGCACAGACCAAGUUUCUCCUAACACUGGCUGUAAUAAACUCCGGACUGCAGGAUGUGGUCUAGUCUGAACGAGUGGCUGUGGCAGGACCGCUUCUGGCUACCUCCCAAUAACUCAUGGGCUGACCUAGAGGACCGGGAUGGCCUGGUCUAUGCCCACCCCCAGGACUUGCUGGCAGCCUUGCCCCUGGCACUGGUCCUGGUAGUCAUGCGCUUCGCCUUCGAGAGACUCAUCGGCCUGCCCUUGAGCCGGUGGCUGGGUGUGCGGCAUCAGGCCAGGAGGCCAGUAGAACCCAACGCCACACUGGAGAAACACUUCCUCAUGGAAGGAUGGAGACCCGACAAGCCUCGGAUGGCUGUCCUGGCCACGCAGUGUGGCCUCACGCUUCGGCAGACCCAACGCUGGUUCCGAAAACGCCGAAACCAGGACCGGCCUUGCCUGACCAAGAAGUUCUGUGAAGCCAGCUGGAGGUUUCUCUUCUAUCUGUGCUCCUUCAUUGGUGGCCUCUCCGUCCUCUACCACGAGUCAUGGCUGUGGAGGCCAGCAAUGUGCUGGGACAAUUACCCAAACCAGCCCCUGAAGCCAGCCCUGUACUGUUGGUACCUCCUCGAGCUGAGUUUCUACAUCUCACUGCUGAUGACAUUGCCCUUCGACAUCAGGCGCAAGGAUUUCAAGGAACAGGUGGCGCACCACCUCGUGACCAUCAUCCUCAUCACCUUCUCCUACAGCGCAAACCUGCUGCGCAUUGGCUCUCUGGUGCUGCUGCUGCAUGACUCCGCAGACUACCUGCUGGAGGCCUGUAAGAUGUUCAACUACACGCACCAGCGGCGAGUGUGCAACACUCUCUUCCUCAUCUUCUCCUUGGUCUUCUUCUACACUCGCCUCGUGCUCUUCCCCACCCAAUGGAGAAGGACAUUCGCAGUGAUGUGGAGGAGUCGGCCUCAAGCGAAGGGGAGGAGCUUCCGCAGCUCAAGAAUGGAGCAGCUCAAGGCCCCCAUGCAGUCCCCACUGAUGGCCCUCGGAGCCGGGCAGCGGGGCGGCUGGUCAAUGGGCACAUGUUGGCCUCAUAGCUGGCUGAGGAUUGGCUGUGAGGGCUGCCCCAGUGCCUUGGAUUUGUGGGGUGCCUGGACUGGUGGCCUUUGGGCCAGCUCUGUGGAGACAGAGAGGGCCCCACCCCAGGGUGGGAGGAGGGCUGAUGAUCUGUCUCCAGCCCCUUCCUUCUGCCUCCCCUCCCGCCUCCCCUCGGGCCACUAGACAGAGCUGGGGGUGGGCAGCGGCAGGGUGCUGCAGCCCACCAGAGCCAUCCCCAGGCAGUAAGGGGUACAAUAAAACUUGAACAGAGCCAAA